AUGGACAGCUUAUUUAGUACAACCCUGACUGAGGAAAAUAGCAAACAGAGGAAGGGGAGUGGACCGAAGCCUCUAGUCUCUAAUUUCGAUAUGGAAAAGUGGGACCAGCAAAAUGAGGUGGCCAGCAAACUUCGUUACGUUUGUGGUUUUUCAACAGUGAUCAUCGUAAUUGUUGGCACUUCAGCUCUGGUUUACAUUGUGCGAGUCACACUUCUUACAAGAAAACAAUGCCAAGCCAGUUCGAUGCAUCGUCACUUUCAGCCAACUGCCGAUCAUCUAAGGACGGUCGACGAAGUCAUAGAUCAGUUCGGGACGGGAGGCUUUCAAGCAAGCAAACAAGGACAACCGAUCGAAACGAAUGUUGUUGGUUGA
This is a messenger RNA of Haemonchus placei, 372 nucleotides long. Lineage: Eukaryota; Metazoa; Nematoda; Chromadorea; Rhabditida; Trichostrongylidae. The record is from the annotation of a GenBank genome assembly.